Messenger RNA from Chionomys nivalis (European snow vole), 678 nucleotides. Its product is annotated as microtubule-associated proteins 1A/1B light chain 3B-like. The transcript has a single exon. NCBI's taxonomy places the organism in Eukaryota, Metazoa, Chordata, Mammalia, Rodentia, Cricetidae. The coding region runs from base 76 to 453 and encodes 125 amino acids. Gene Ontology annotation, cellular component: autophagosome membrane; cytosol; autophagosome. Gene Ontology annotation, molecular function: ubiquitin protein ligase binding. Gene Ontology annotation, biological process: macroautophagy; autophagosome assembly; cellular response to nitrogen starvation. The record is from RefSeq and is a predicted model, not a curated record.
CAGCUGCGGGCUGAGGAGACACAAGGGAAGUGGCCCUCGCGGGAGCUUGAGCCUCCGAUCCCGGACCCCAGGGCCAUGCUGUCCGAGAAGACCUUCAAGCAACGCCGCAGCUUCGAACAAAGAGUGGAAGAUGUCCGGCUCAUCCGGGAGCAGCACCCCACCAAGAUCCCGGUGAUAAUAGAGCGAUAUAAGGGUGAGAAGCAACUGCCCGUCCUGGACAAAACCAAGUUCCUUGUACCCGAUCACGUGAACAUGAGCGAACUCAUCAAGAUAAUUAGAAGGCGCUUACAGCUCAACGCCAAUCAAGCUUUCUUCCUCCUGGUGAACGGGCACAGCAUGGUGAGUGUGUCCACGCCCAUCUCUGAAGUGUACAAGAGCAAGAAAGAUGAAGACGGCUUUCUGUACAUGGUGUAUGCCUCCCAGGAGACAUUUGGAACAGCACUGGCUGUGUAAGACCAGAACUAUGCCUAAUGUUUGUUAAGCCCUUACCAAGGAAAAAAGGGACGUUACCAGCGAAUGCUGGUUCGCUCACCACUCACAGAUCAGAACGUAGGCGCCCACCUAGGGUGUUAGGAACCAUUUGUCAGCCAGAAACUGAGCUCCAUGCAAGCGCAUUCAGCUUGGAAACUCACCUAAACUAGGCUCUCUUGUGUUCAAACUUAGAAGUUUAAAAAUAAA